Scaptodrosophila lebanonensis is the source of this 2827-nucleotide messenger RNA. Its product is annotated as alanine--glyoxylate aminotransferase 2, mitochondrial. The record is from RefSeq and is a predicted model, not a curated record. Gene Ontology annotation, cellular component: mitochondrion. Gene Ontology annotation, molecular function: pyridoxal phosphate binding; L-alanine:glyoxylate transaminase activity. The coding region runs from base 234 to 1766 and encodes 510 amino acids. The transcript has 4 exons. NCBI's taxonomy places the organism in Eukaryota, Metazoa, Arthropoda, Insecta, Diptera, Drosophilidae. Gene Ontology annotation, biological process: glyoxylate catabolic process.
UUAGACUCCACAAAUACGAUUAAAUCGGCGGGAAACUAAAUGCUCUAGAACAUACACAUCUACAUACAUAUAUAUAUACUCGUAGUAUUGUAGUUCGUAGGCGAAAGUGCAAAACAGAAACUGUAAAAAAUAACAAUAAUAAUCAGGAAGGGGAAGCUUAAUAAAACGUUUAAGAGCAACGCAACGAACACUAUUUACAUAAAACAACUGCUGAUCUGUAUAUAGGAACUAACAUGAUGUCUAAAACACUAUUGGCAAAUACCACCCGUCUAGCAUGUCGUCCAUCCCAAUCACAGCACCUGCGUACCACAAGGACAUUGCACUCCAAAGCAGCACCGGUAGCUAUGCCGGUGCUUCAAAAUGAAAUGCCGGAAUGCAAUUACCAGCCACCUCCAUAUAAUGGUCCCAGCUACGAACAAAUACUUAGCACUAGGAAGUCUCAUUUGACGCCCAAUCUGGUGGCGCAUUUCAAGAAGCCGCUCGUUAUACAUGCCGGCCACAUGCAAUGGCUCUACGAUCAUGAGGGGCGGCGCUAUCUGGACAUGUUUGGCGGUAUUGUCACUGUCUCUGUGGGUCAUUGUCAUCCCAAAGUAAAUCGGGCAUUGAAUGAACAAAUCGAAACCCUAUGGCAUACCACCAACAUCUAUAUGCAUCCGAAGAUACACGAAUAUGCCGAGCGAUUGGUGGCCAAGUUUCCCGGUAAUCUGAAGUCCGUUUGCUUUGUUAAUUCCGGUUCGGAGGCGAACGAUCUGGCCAUGUUAAUGGCACGCCUCCACACAGGCAAUCAGGACAUUAUCACCUUCCGGAACGCCUAUCACGGCAUGUCGCCCUAUACCAUGGGUCUGACCGCCCAGUCCACAUGGCGCUAUCCACUGCCGGGCAUUAGCAAUGGCAUCGUGCACGUCAUGAAUCCAGAUCCGUAUCAGGGCAUUUGGGGUGGAGAUGCUUGUCGGGACUCGCCGGUGCAGACGAGCCGCAGUUGCCAGUGUCAGGAUUCGUGCCAGGCGGGCGUCGAGUACUACAACGAACUGGAGCAGACCUUUAAGUAUUCACUGCCUCGGGGUCGGGUGGCCGCUAUGUUUGCCGAAUCGAUUCAGGGUGUGGGCGGCACCGUCCAGUACCCGAAAGGAUAUCUGAAGCGUGCCGCUGAACUUGUGCGCGCCAAUGGCGGCGUCUUUGUGGCUGAUGAGGUGCAGACGGGCUUUGGCCGGACCGGUAAUCAUUUCUGGGGCUUUGAGGGACACGACUAUGUGCCCGAUAUCGUGACUAUGGCCAAGGGCAUUGGAAAUGGCUUCCCAUUGGCCGCUGUAGUAACCACGCCCGAAAUUGCCGCCACGCUGGGCAUGGCACUUCAUUUUAAUACGUACGGUGGCAAUCCCAUGGCUAGUGCCGUGGGCUUGGCUGUGCUGGACGUUAUCGAGGAGGAGCAGCUGCAGCGGAACUCGCUCGAUGUGGGCACCUAUUUCCUCAAGUGUUUGGCCGAAUUGCAGCAGCGUUUCGAGCUUGUUGGCGAUGUGCGCGGCAAGGGGCUGAUGGUGGGUGUGGAAUUGGUCAGUGAUCGACUGACAAAGGCACCGCUGGCUGUGCCACAUGUGCUGGACAUUUGGGAGACUUGCAAGGAUAUGGGCGUGCUCUUCGGACGUGGUGGCCUGCAUGGCAAUGUGCUGCGCAUCAAACCGCCCAUGUGCAUUACUAAAUCGGAUGCUAAGUUUGCCGUCGAUGUGCUCGAGUCCGCCAUAACGAAAACAUUCGCCAAACAAAACUGAAAAACUGAACACUGAAAACCGAAAACUAACUGCAUACUCGCAUACAUAAAUAUACUCGUACAUACAUAUGUAUCUGUAGUAUACGAUUUGGAGCGAAAUCUAUCGGACUGAUCAGCAUGUGCUGCUUACACUGAUUGUCACAAACAAUCUUACUCAAGAUUCUUUGAAACUGAUAAUGCAUUUAUAGGAGCUAAGUUCCUGCUAAAUCACUGCUAUGCCUUGUUCAGCUCAUCAAAUAGUUUUAUGAAUUAAAAUUGAUUAAACUUUACGCAUAUACAUAUAUAAACAAUAUAUAUAAUUAGUUUAUAAUGUUAUGUGGUAUGAACAAGGCAUUAUUUUAUAGAUAGCUACAUUUUUACAAAGCCCAUCACAUGGUGUUCUAGCACGCAGUUUAUAUUUAUUUCAACUCGAUUUUUGAAGUUGAUAAGUUUUCUAAAAAUAUUACAUGUUUUCCUCUUUAAAAAAUGUUGCCAAUCCAUUUAAUUAAAGUAGGUUUACUUAAAACGAAACCAAGCUUCACUUUUAUUGCAAAUUUAUAGAGAAUAAUUUGAAAUAAAAAUCAACUUUUGUAUAAAUUUGUGCGCAAACUUUUUGCCUGUCUGAGAAGAGAUAGCAUAAGUCGUUGAAAACCAGAUUAUAAUUGCAUUUAUAUUAUAGUAAUGUAUACAUCAUUUAAAUAAUAAAAGUAGCUGAUAAAAAUGUUAUAAAAUCGGUAUACAUUUUUUAGUGGCACAUUUCCUCUAUACAAAAUAUACUUAUGUAUAUCCUAACAACUUUUGGGCACCUUAUUCAUGAUCAUGCGUAACAUUUUUAAAUUCAAGUAUGUAUGCAUCGAAUAAAAUCGAAUUCAAAUAUAAAUAAUAUACACACCUUGAAUGUUUAAAGAAUAUAAUGAUAAAUAAUCCCAUCCCCAUUUAGGUGUUUAGCUUCCGGCCCCCCAUGUGCAUAGGCUAUGAGGAUGUGGACUUUACUUUAAACACAUUGGAAACAGUUUUUGACCAGCACAUGAAGAAAAGACCACGUAGCUGGAGAGCAAAUGGCCUUUAAAACAUCGAAUUCUU